Messenger RNA from Lolium perenne, 1829 nucleotides. RefSeq lists its product as uncharacterized. The record is from RefSeq and is a predicted model, not a curated record. NCBI's taxonomy places the organism in Eukaryota, Viridiplantae, Streptophyta, Magnoliopsida, Poales, Poaceae.
CCACUGUAACUGAUGCUCUUAGGCACUCUAACUGAAGAAAGUGAAGCUAAGCUGGGAGCUCAGCUUACAGGAACCAACACACUUCCAUUGUUCCAUGGAGCUCAAGUCCUCCUCCUCCCCCUACCUCCAGCCCUCUGCAACUAUGCCCUCCACAAGACGAAACUCAUUCCAAGGACUAGGAGUUGAUGCAAUGGCUGGAGGAGGAAGAAGCAGCAACCCGUUUGGGCCCACAUCCAGUGACCCACUCUGCAGCCUCCACCUGAAAGAGACCUCUGAGUUCGUCAGGUCCUCCUUCCCCAUGGCCGCCAUGGCCAGGAGCAACAGCAGCAAUGGCCACGGCUACUACCACCACAACGAGGCCUCCACCACCACCUCCUCGUCUUCCUCCACGGCCUCGGCCCAGAGACGGAGAUCAGUGGAGCAGCAGGUCCCGGGGACACCGGGGCGGCCAUUGCUGUUCCUCGCCACCUCCUCCUCGAGCCCUGCCCACCACCAGCUCGUCUCCGCGAGGAGGUCGGUGCCCUCCAAGUGGGAGGACGCGGAGAAGUGGCUGAGGCAGCCGUCCGACCAACGCGGUCACCACCAUGCCAAGGCGGCCUCCAAGCAGCACCAUAAUGGUGGCGGCCUUGUUCAGAGAGGCGCCGGCGCAGAGGAGGAGAAGGCGCCGGCGACGGCGAGGAGAACCUCGCUGGACGCCAAUGCGCUUGCGUUGUAUACACCACCUGCAGAAGUGCUCCUCAAAGACAAGUUCACGGACAAUGUGGAGCCGUCCAAGGAGAGCUUCGUGUUCCGGAGUUCCUACUGCGAGCCAGCGAAGAAUGCCUCGGCGGUGGUGGCCGGCGACGAUGACCUCCACCGGAGGGAUAUAGGCACGGAGAUGACGCCCCUAGGGAGCUCCACGACCUCACGGUGCCACACGCCGAUUAAGAGCACCUCACCGCUCAGGCACAACACGCCGACGGGUCGGUCGGGGCCCCUAGUGCCGUACAAUGGCGGCAGCGGCAUGGACAUCUCGGAGCUCACCGACUGCCAUUUUGCCAAGCUGGACCUCGGCGCGCAGUUCGACGCCAUGCUCACCAACUGGAGCUCCAAGGAGGAGGAGGAAGAGGAGGUGUCCAAGAGCCUCAGGCACUUCGAGGCAAGUGCUGGUGGUGGAGGAACUUGCGAUAAGCGUGCUGCCGUCACCGAUUGUCGAUGGGAUGAUGAUGAGAGAACUAAGAGCUGCAUAAGGUAUCAAAGAGAAGAGGCAAAGAUUCAAGCCUGGAUUAACCUGGAGAGUGCCAAAGCUGAAGCACAAUCCAGAAAGCUAGAGGUGAAGAUUCAGAAGAUGCGGUCGAACCUGGAGGAGAAGCUGAUGAAGCGGAUGACGAGCGUGCACAGGCGCGGCGAGGAGUGGCGCGCGGCGGCGCAGUCACAGCACCUGCAGCAGCUCAGGCGCGCCACCACGGAGCACCACGCCCGGAGGGUGAAGACGAUAAGCCAACAUCUCUCAGCUGGGACCGGGACCAACGCGGCGUCCUGCGGCUGCUUCCCCUGCAACAGCAACAACAUCGUCAGCAGCGGCAACCUUCUCAAUUAUUCAUGAUGUUCGUCAUCAGAGAAAGAUCAGGAGAAGGAAGGUUCAUGUGUGUAAUGGGUGUAUGCUGUCAUCGGCCGGUGUCGUGUAACCAACCAAAGCUGUUCAUUUCUCUUUUUAGAAGGUGAUGAUAUACUAACUAGGUUAAUUACUGAUUGUUCUUUCUGUAACCCAUAGUAUUUGUGAACUUGAGAUGCCUGUGAAAGAACGUGGGGCACAUCGAGAAAUGAAUACUAGAACGCAAAAUACUCCA